Ogataea philodendri is the source of this 1950-nucleotide messenger RNA. RefSeq lists its product as uncharacterized. The record is from RefSeq and is a predicted model, not a curated record. The transcript has a single exon. Gene Ontology annotation, cellular component: nucleus. The coding region runs from base 1 to 1950 and encodes 649 amino acids. Gene Ontology annotation, molecular function: transcription cis-regulatory region binding; zinc ion binding; DNA-binding transcription factor activity, RNA polymerase II-specific. Lineage: Eukaryota; Fungi; Ascomycota; Pichiomycetes; Pichiales; Pichiaceae. Gene Ontology annotation, biological process: regulation of DNA-templated transcription.
AUGGAGGACCAAGGUAUAAAAGCUGAAGAUCCCAAUGGCGACUGCGCCAUUGCAACUACCCCACGGUCCGAUACCAGUGGUAGUAGUCCCAUCCUAGGCAUGAAGAGGCCGAUCGCGCAAAGCUUCGGGUCCUAUGCAAUUUCUGCUAAAAAUACAGUAACCGACUCGUUGUUGAGCGAGAUCGACUCUGACCUAGCGAAAUCGAGCAAAAAGAAACGCCGGAUUUUCAGCUGCGACAGCUGUCGGAAGCUCAAGACCAAGUGCGACUACAGUCCGGGCGAAGGAAGCUGUAAACGUUGUCACCGGCUCAGAUUGGACUGUUCGCUUGCGAGCGAGUCCGGGAUCCGUCAAGAGGUUGAAACCACACCCGUUUCCACCCGAGAUGAUUCCCGACUCAGCCGCAUUGAGCAAACAGUCGAUUCUUUCAACGGCAAGCUGAGCUCGUUGCUCGAACUGGUGAAGCAAUCGCUUGGUUCCGGCAACCAGCUGGACUUUUCUGUUUCUCCCGAAAACGAGCUGUUAUCUAAUUACGACGUUUUGGCGCCGCUCAAUGUCAUCAAACAGAUCGACUCCAAGCUGUUUCAUCGCCCGAAUAAGAGAGACCCUUUCAAGCGGGCUUGCGAUCAGUUCUUGAAGUUCUACUUCCAGAAAGAGCAGCUGUGUCUCGAACUUUCACGGAGUUUUCUUGAAAUAUCUCAUUUCUGGAUCAUUCCUGGAGGUAUCACAUCUAUAGACCGCAAAUACGUGCUGGACCACCCAUUCAUCACUUGUGUUUUUGUCAUUUUGGCCAUGUGCUUUGACGAAAAUUACAAGUACGUUGACGAACAAAAUGAACUCUACAUGCUCACCACCAAACUGCUUGGAGUCGCGCUAGUCACUGAACCGCUCAGCGACCAUGACAUCGAGGCAAUCUUAUACAUCUCGUUGUACAAUAUCGCGCGCAAACCAAAACAAUCCGAAUUUGAUAGCUGGCUUCUUUCAAGUAUCGGUCUAAAGCACUUGAUGAUAUCCAUCGACUUUAAAAACCUGAGUCAUAGGGUGUCUAUGAAUAUAUUCAAUGCGGACGACCUUUUUCACUUGCGGAUCUUCAAUUCUAUGUGUUCGUGCCACUUCCAGAGCUCGAUAGGCUACGGUAGACCGAUCAUGCUGACAUCUACUUACCUUGAGCUUCGUGACCUGACGUUGAAAUUCCCUAAAGCCACUUUUGGGGACGCUAUCAAGGUCGCCGAGAUUGAGCUGUAUCUGCUGCUUUCGCGUGGACUCGCAGACUCGUCGCUGGCGUACAGUUUGAAAAACGACCUGCUGUAUUACUCGGAGUUCAACGAUUGGCAGGAACAAUGGUCGAAAAUCAUCCAGAAGGACGUAUCGCAGAUGCUUACAUUUGCGUACAACUUUGCACACAUUAUGUUGGCUCGGAAAGCUGCGCAAAAGUCCGAAUCUAACGGUCCCGAUCCGUUGAUUUGCUACAAUACUGCCUGCCACUACUCAUUUGAGACAUUGAACAGGUUCUUAUUGCUUUCCAACAGUCUGGUCAAGGGCUCGCCAUCUUUCCAAUUGAAUCAGGUCGUCUACUCAAGCAUUACCUUAUGUGAUUACAUGGAGGUGAUGAAGCCGAACGAAAGAAGAACGUCAUUAAACUUGAUCUCCAAAGUUUAUUGGCAUUUGAAUAAAGUUGGUGAAAAAAUGAACGACGCGACCGAUACAAUAGCGAAAAUCAUCCACAAGCUCGUGGAUACCGCUAACAAUGCGCAAUUCCCAAAGUCUACGCCUCACAAAUUGUCGCAAAACCGGGAAAGACUUUCGGUAGCAGCGUUGCCGAAAUCUGUUACGGAUCAAUUAUAUAGCCCGCCCAAGCCCCAAACCGAAAUUGAAGAGUAUGAAUUCAAAUUGCCGGAUGUUGCCGAUUUCGACAACUUUGAAGAUUUCUUCAGGGGUUUGUUUGAUAAAUAG